This is a messenger RNA of Laccaria bicolor S238N-H82, 243 nucleotides long. RefSeq lists its product as uncharacterized. Bases 1 to 243 code for a protein of 80 amino acids. The record is from RefSeq and is a predicted model, not a curated record. The transcript has 3 exons. NCBI's taxonomy places the organism in Eukaryota, Fungi, Basidiomycota, Agaricomycetes, Agaricales, Hydnangiaceae.
AUGUUGCAACUCAUGAACAACAACGACACACAGAUGAACAACGGUGAUGCACGGAUGGACAAGGAGGAUGGACGACGACACAGCAUGGCACUGGAUGUGCCACGUCGUCACUGGCACUAUUACUGGAGGAGCAUGUCGUUACAGCAAUGUGGCCACACCCAACAACCACCACCUCCCUGCUUGACCACCCCCAACCACCGACGAUGUGGCCACACCAUGUCACCAGCUGAAUGGAUGAAGUGA